AUGGCGGCGGCCGAGACGAAGAUCAUUUACCACCUGGACGAGCAGGAGACGCCGUACCUGGUGAAGCUGCCGAUCCCGGCCGAGCGCGUCACCCUCGGCGACUUCAAGGGGCUCCUCAAUCGCCCCAACUACAAGUUCUACUUCAAGUCCAUGGACGACGACUUCGGGGUGGUGAAAGAAGAGAUCUCGGAUGACAAUGCCAAGCUUCCCUGCUUCAACGGCCGGGUGGUGUCGUGGCUGGUGUCUGCAGAGGGUUCCCAUUCAGAUGCUGGCUCAGUCUGUGCUGAUAACCAGACAGAGCUGCCACCCUCCAUGGAGCGCACAGGAGGAAUUGGAGACUCCAGGCCCCCCUCUUUCCACCCUAACACUGGGGGGAGCCGGGAAAACUUGGACAAUGAGACAGAGACAGACUCGGUGGUGUCAUCGCAGAGGGAACGACCUCGUCGGACUGAUGGGCCUGAGCAUGCACCCAGGGUGAAUGGGACAGUGAAGGGAGAGCGACGCCGAGACCUGGGUGGGUACGAGAGCUCCUCCACGCUCAUGAGCAGCGAGCUGGAGACCACCAGCUUCUUUGAUUCAGAUGAAGAUGACUCCACCAGCAGGUUUAGCAGUUCAACAGAGCAAAGCAGUGCUUCCCGUCUAAUGAGGCGGCACAAGCGACGCCGGCGGAAACAGAAGGCUCCACGCAUUGAGCGGUCCUCGUCCUUCAGCAGCAUCACAGACUCCACCAUGUCCCUGAACAUAAUCACAGUCACGCUGAAUAUGGAGAAAUACAACUUUCUGGGCAUUUCUAUUGUGGGACAGAGCAAUGAGCGUGGGGAUGGAGGCAUUUACAUUGGCUCUAUCAUGAAGGGAGGUGCUGUGGCAGCUGAUGGCAGGAUUGAGCCAGGAGACAUGCUCUUGCAGGUAAAUGAUAUCAACUUUGAGAACAUGAGCAACGAUGAUGCUGUACGGGUGCUGAGGGAGAUUGUGCACAAGCCGGGGCCCAUCACCCUGACAGUGGCCAAGUGCUGGGACCCCAGUCCGCGGGGCUGCUUCUCGUUACCCAGGAUUGCUCCCCAGCGGAUCUGGGCUGGGCCAGACUCUCCAUGCUCCGAUCCGGGUGAGCCCAUCCGGCCCAUUGACCCGGCAGCCUGGGUGUCUCACACAGCAGCGAUGACUGGCACCUACCCAGCGUACGGUAUGAGUCCAUCCAUGAGCACAAUCACUUCCACCAGCUCCUCCAUCACCAGCUCCAUCCCAGAGACUGAACGCCUCGAUGACUUUCACCUGUCCAUCCACAGUGACAUGGCCACCAUUGUCAAAGCCAUGGCCUCCCCAGAGUCAGGCCUUGAGGUGCGUGACCGCAUGUGGCUGAAGAUCACCAUCCCCAAUGCCUUCAUUGGUUCGGAUGUGGUAGAUUGGCUCUAUCACCAUGUGGAGGGCUUUACAGACCGUCGUGAGUCCCGCAAAUAUGCCAGCAAUCUGCUGAAGGCUGGCUACAUCCGACACACUGUGAACAAGAUCACCUUCUCGGAGCAGUGCUAUUACAUCUUCGGGGACCUCUGUGGAAACAUGGCUAAUCUGUCUCUUCAUGAUCAUGAUGGCUCCAGUGGUGCCUCUGAUCAGGAUACUUUGGCUCCACUCCCCCACCCAGGAGCUGCACCCUGGCCUAUGGCCUUCCCAUAUCAGUAUCCACCACCUCAUCCAUACAACCCCCAUCCUGGCUUCCCUGACCCAGGCUACAGCUACGGAGGGGGCAGUGCAGGCAGUCAGCACAGUGAAGGGAGCCGGAGCAGCGGUUCCAAUCGCAGUGGCAGCGAGAGGAGGAAGGAGAGAGAGAAGACCGGAGAGUCAAAGUCAGGCGGCAGCGGGAGCGAGUCAGACCACACCACGAGGAGCAGCAUGCGGCGUGAGCGUGCGGCCAGUGAGCGCUCAGUGCCGGCCAGCCAGCACAGCCAACGCAGCCAGCACUCCCUGGCUCACAGCAUCCGCAGCCACCACAGCCAGCAGUCAUACGGGCCACCCGGCCUCCCCCCUCUCUUCAGCCCCCCCAUGUUGCUGAUGCCUCCACCGCCAUCAGCCAUGGGGCCCCCCGGGGCGCCACCAGGCCGUGACCUGGCCUCUGUGCCCCCCGAACUGACAGCCAGUAGACAGUCCUUCCGAAUGGCCAUGGGCAACCCCACAAAGAAUUACGGGGUGUUUGACUUUCUCUGAGCCUGCCGCCCGUGGGGGGGAGAGCUGGAGCUUGGCGUGGCCCGACAGCAGGACACGGAGCUCCAGGGGCGCUGGGCACGCAUGGCGCUGAAGAUGGCUUCUUUCCUCCCCCUCGCGGAAGAUGCCCUGCCCUUCCCCCAGCCCUGAGAGGGGAGCAGGGACCAGCCUUAUAUAUGUAUUUUAAAUCCCGUUGUAGUUGCCUUUUGGCUAAUGCAUGAAUGUUCCAGGGCUUCAGUGCCUCCAGGGAGUGGAGAGAUGCUGCCACUUCCCUCUUGCCCACAUAUUGGGCCAGGUCGGAGCCUGACACUGCCCCGUGGCCGGACCUUCCUUCACCUUGGUCGGACGUUAGGGCUGGAGCUGUAGCUCUGCAUCCAGCCCAGAGAGGUGGUGAUUGCCUGUGCAGAGUUUCUUGCCUGACUCAGUGCUCUACACCUGCCUUGGGGUUCUUUGGGGGAAUUUAAGGGCAGAGCUCUACUCCUUCCAUCCUGCUCCUUGCCCUCCUGCCUGCAAUGUCCUGCUGCCUGUCCUGUUUGUAGGGGCUGUCCCAUGCCUGAGGCUGGUAAUGGCAGCUGUGGCCUUCUCCCUCCUGCUGUCGCGCUGCUGCUCAGCUAUGUGAUACCUUCAGGGGCCUGGAUGGAGUUAGAAGGCGAGGGCAGGGCACACCUGGUGCCCUGCUUCACUUCCAUGCUUUGGAGAAAGGUGGAGGCACUCUGUAUUUGCCCUCUGAAGGGCAUGAGUCUGUAUCCUUCUCUGCCCAGUGCUGCUGGCCUGGCUGCUGGGAGGGACGAAUCAGGGACAGCCCCACUCCAGCUGGGUAUGAGCAGUGCCUGGUGGCAACAGGAGCUCUCCAGGGAUAAGACUGCAGCCUGAACCAUGUCCUCUGGGCUCAUUGCCCACAUGUGUGCUGGGACAGUUGAGUCUGGUUGCUCCAGUGCUCCCUGCCUUUCUUCCUUCCACUUCUGGGUACUCAGAGACGUGCCUGGGGCUGGGGCACCCCUUUCCCCAUGCCCAGGGCCAAGCACGGUACAGUAUGGACAUGCUCUGCUGCUGUUGGUGCUGGUGCCCCCGGCACCCUCUCCUCCUGCCACACCGUGGCUUUCUCCAUAAGCGUUGCCUCCUUUGCUCUUGUGUUUGCGGUUUUUAUACGAUGGAGUUUAAUUGUAUUUUGCUCCCUGGGAGUCUGCACUGCCCCUGCAGCCCCACUUCCAGCUCUCACGCACCAUCAGUUCAUCUCCCUGACUCCCUGAAGCCUCUCCUUCCCUCAGCCCGCUGGAGUCACUGUCCCCAGUAGCCUCCCUGGCCACUGCUCCCCCCUUGCCCUGCCCUAACCACUGGGUUUUAUAAAAACAACACCAAUCUCCUUGUUUUUAUUUAUAAACAUAGUUUUAUUGGA
This is a messenger RNA of Cinclus cinclus, 3589 nucleotides long. It is a transcript of the gene DVL3, whose product is annotated as dishevelled segment polarity protein 3. Gene Ontology annotation, cellular component: cytosol. Gene Ontology annotation, molecular function: frizzled binding. Lineage: Eukaryota; Metazoa; Chordata; Aves; Passeriformes; Cinclidae. The coding region runs from base 1 to 2196 and encodes 731 amino acids. Gene Ontology annotation, biological process: intracellular signal transduction; canonical Wnt signaling pathway. The transcript is spliced from 17 exons. The record is from RefSeq and is a predicted model, not a curated record.